AUGACAACUUGCAGAGUUAUAACCCACUCGCCGCCGUGUCGAUAAGCAGGGAAUUGUAGAUAUUAAAAGGAGGAGAAGAAGAGUCUCGGAUGACCUUUAGUGUCGUUGCCAGUCCAGUUUUCACUCCACUUUAAUAUUCGCAUCGCUCCACCAAGUCAGAAAAGGGGAUCCGUGCGUCAGUGGGAUAAGACCCUUUACACACUUCCUCACCUGAAGUGUCCCCUACCUUACCUUCCUCGGCCAGAUAGUGGGAAGCCGGCGGAGCAGACUUGAAGAGCUUUAUUUGCCUGAGGCGGAGUGCUCACAUAAAGCCUGGUGAAGGACGUUGACAACUGAGAAGUGCGUACAUCAGCCAUGGGAGCCUCCAGCACUACUUCGAGGAAACUUCCCCUGCUCUACUUUACCUUUCUGUGCGCGCUCACAGGCAUAUGGGCCAACUUUUUAAUACCCCUGAAAAAUGGAGAAGUGAUCGAGGGUCAGUAUGUGGAGCUGCAGGCCCGGUACACUGGCGGCAACCCAAAUUCCAAGAGUAUCGCCUGGAACUUUUUGAUGCCUAACACCAGCCAGAUGAAGAUGAUCAUCUCCUACACCGACAACACGGUGAAGGUGUUUGACGGACAGUUUAAGGGCCGUGUCGGAUUCCUAUAUCAGAUGCCAUCAUCAGAUGUGUCGUUCUACAUCAACAACACCCGGGAGUCCGAUUCGGGAAGCUACAUCGUUCAGAAUGUUAAUGAUGGUAUUACUGAAACGGUUACCCUGGAUGUGAAAGUCCCUCCUUCUGUUCCGAAGUGCUCUAUGACAGGGAAGCCAGAGGUAAAAGGAAAUGUUACUCUGAUCUGCAUGUCCAGCUCUGGGAAACCUAUCCCUUUGUACAAGUGGAAGAAAACCAGCCCCACCUCUGAGGUCUUCUUCUCACCCAUGCUCAAUGAGAAGACUGGCACUCUGAAGCUGAACAACCUGAGCAGCAACAUGUCGGGGAAAUACGUGUGCACAGCCAGCAACACGGUGGCAGAAAAGACCUGCGAAAUCGACCUGCACAUUACCAACUCCAAUAAAGUGGGGGUGAUUGUUGGUGCCACAGUUGGCUCAGUGGCUGGCUUCAUCUUCCUCCUUUUUGUGUGCCUCGCUUUUGUCUUUGUGAUAAGGAGAAGAAACAACGAGGAUGACUUGGCCAAUGAAAUCAAGGAGGAUGCUCAGGCUCCCAAGCGUGUGUCAUGGGCUAAGAGCGGCAUGGGUUCUGACAUCAUCUCCAAGAAUGGCACCCUGUCCUCCAUCGCCUCCAGCCCACACCACAAAGAGUCCUCCCAUCACCACAACAACCACCACCACCACCUGCAGCAGUAUCCACAGCGCCCCCCCUCAGACACUGCAUCCAUCAUCACCGCCACAGGCAGCAAUGCCGGCUAUAGACCGUCCCGCCACCACGGGGCCUCCACUCCCACCCAUUACAGCUACAACAACAACACCACCCUCCCACGUGAACAGCCAUUGUCCCCCGAGGCCGGCAGCAAUGGCGGUUCCAUGCCCAGACCCGAGCGCUACACCCAGUUGCCUCAGGCACAGGCUCUGCCGCAAACGUACAACCAGCCUCGGCUGCAGCUCCAGACCACUCCCUCCCCGCCACCACUACCCACCUCCACCAUCAUGGCCUCCAACAUCUCCCGAAUGGGAGGAGUGCCCAUUAUGGUUCCUGCACAGAACCAGGCCGGAUCUCUAGUCUAGCAUGAGCUAAAGGAAUACUCUCACAAAGGGUCAAUUGCUGAUUUUUCAAAGGGACUUUAAUAUUUAGCAAAGAAUUCAAAAUGAAAAGGUCAUUUACUGAUGCCAACAAGCUCUCAGACACACUGUUUACUUCCUUUAAGAAUACUUACUUAUAGUUCUUUUGUACUCUGUAUGCACUGUACACAUUUGAAACUAUGUAUAGAUAUGAUUUUCAUACAUUUGUCCAGUAUCGUCUUUUCUACUUUAUGGAUUUUAAUGUUUUCAUUUUUCAUAUUUAGAUUUUUAAAUGUAAUUUCUUCCAAACUGUUUUCCUCCUGCCAUUUAUGAACCGCAGCUGGAACGCCGUGUGUGCUAAUCUCACGGACAGAAAAAAAAGAGCACCAGCAUGCUACACUUUAUCCAUUGUCUUUAUUUAGAGAAACUACCUGAAGGACUCAUAGGUCAUUACUGUUUAAGAAGGAGAAUGUUGCUCAUAAACACUGGGUUUAAUCUAUGUAUUAUUAACUCUAUUUCAGCACCAGACAUCAAAAGACAACAUAAUGUGUUGUGUGAUAAAGUUUGCCCUUGCAAAGUA
This is a messenger RNA of Neolamprologus brichardi, 2296 nucleotides long. It is a transcript of the gene esama, whose product is annotated as endothelial cell adhesion molecule a. Gene Ontology annotation, molecular function: cell-cell adhesion mediator activity. Gene Ontology annotation, cellular component: adherens junction; plasma membrane. The record is from RefSeq and is a predicted model, not a curated record. Gene Ontology annotation, biological process: homophilic cell-cell adhesion. NCBI's taxonomy places the organism in Eukaryota, Metazoa, Chordata, Actinopteri, Cichliformes, Cichlidae.